Loa loa (African eye worm) is the source of this 315-nucleotide messenger RNA. RefSeq lists its product as hypothetical. Bases 1 to 315 code for a protein of 104 amino acids. The transcript is spliced from 4 exons. NCBI's taxonomy places the organism in Eukaryota, Metazoa, Nematoda, Chromadorea, Rhabditida, Onchocercidae. The record is from RefSeq and is a predicted model, not a curated record.
AUGAUUGUGAACAUUCUAGCAUUCCGCUUUACGGAAGCGGAACGGAAAUGGUACAGUGGUUGCUGUAUCAGAAUAUUGCCACCAUCAUCAUUGCUUCACGAACAAAGAUUUGGGAAGUCCUCUACUCAUGCUACCACAAAUGUGAAUGUAUUCUUCCGGCCUGCGCAGUGGAUUUUUUGGUUGAGACAUCUCUGGCAUGAGAGACCCUACUGGAGACAUGAGCCACCGCUAGCAUUGCUUACAUUUUCACAAAGCUUUCUGGAUGUCGAUUUCAUAAUUACAAGAUUAUUAGCUGGAUCUCCCGGUAAUCUGUAA